Molecule: messenger RNA, 1020 nt
Organism: Prinia subflava (tawny-flanked prinia)
Lineage: Eukaryota; Metazoa; Chordata; Aves; Passeriformes; Cisticolidae
Gene: NPW
Product: neuropeptide W
Exons: 2
Coding region: 139-558 (139 amino acids)
Biological process (GO): G protein-coupled receptor signaling pathway; feeding behavior
Molecular function (GO): G protein-coupled receptor binding
Source: RefSeq, a predicted model, not a curated record
GCCGGGGGAGGGCGGCCGGGGGCGCCGGGGCGGAGCCGCGGGGCCCCUCCCGACGGCGCUAUAAACCGGCGGGGCGCGGGCGAGGGGCAGCCGUCGCUGGGGUGCCCGGGGCCGGGCACAGCCACGCUGCCCUGCACCAUGGCCAGGGGACAGCUGUCGGGGGGCGCCUGGGGGGCCCUGGUGCUGCUGGGGCUGAUGCUGCCGGCCGCCCCGGCGGGCGCCUGGUACAAGCACGUCGCCAGCCCCCGGUACCACACGGUGGGUCGCGCCUCGGGGCUGCUGAUGGGGGUCCGCCGCUCUCCCUACCUCUGGCGGCGGGAGCUGCCGGCCGAGCCCCCCCGGCACGCCGGGACCCCCGCCGGGGACAGCCCCCCGUCCCCGGGCCGCCCCGCCGGGGACAGCCCCCCGGCCGCCGCCCCGGCCCCGCCGCCCGGCCCCGGCCGCGUCCUGCAGCGCCUGCUCCGGCGGGGCUGGGGCUGGGGCGGCCCCGCCCGGCCCCCGCCCGGCCCCCGCCAGCCUCAGCUCUUCCCGCUUGAAGACCUGGCUCUGACCCGCUGACAGACGUGGUGGAGACGCUUCCUGUGCCAGAGGAGCACUGCCUGCCCCAGCUGGGAUCUGCUCCCCUGGCUGGCAGGGAAGGGGCUCCUCAGCAGAUCUCUGACCUCUCUGACACCACACAGACAAUGACAUCCCAAAAAAUCUGAUUUCUCACAGCCACUGCCCAGCCACAGUGGUGAAUUCAUCUUGUUUCCAGGUCAGCCUUGCGCUAUGAACUCGGGGAGAAAGAAACAGGGGAGAUAUUUAUUUUUGUUUAUUUUUUUUACAUUUCUGUACUGGCUUGUUUGCAAUCUGAUAGAAACAUGUACUGUUCGCUUCCUCGGAACCUGCCCUCAUUAAAAUGAGAUGUGAUCAAAGGAAACUUUGGCUUCCUGGUGCUGUUGUGGGGUCUUGGUGAGGUUUUUUUGAGAGCAAAACCUGGUCUGGCUCUGCACGGGGCAGACACGUCAGCAGUUGGGUCAC